AUGGGCUGCGUCACAGAGCGCAUCUGCACGCGGUUCACGGGGUUGCCCUCGACAGACAUGCGACGACCCGAGCCGCGGCCAGCGAGGUUUGCUGCGGACGAGACGUCAGAGUCGCUUGCGGGCUCCUGGUCGUUGGAGGACCACGAGGAGCGGUCGGGGACUGCGAAGAACUGGGGACGCGGCGGGGAGAGCGGCGGACCGUCCACGAUAUCGCGCUCGUCGGCUGAGUCGCGACGGCGAUGGCGCGCAGCUGAGCCGGCGCGUGCUCGAACGAAGGACUGGGCGAUGGGCCCGGGCUGGGGGGACACGGCAGGAGACGUGAGGUGGGCGUCCUCGUCGGAGGACGAGGGGGUGUUGCUGUUGGCGGCGCCGACACGGGCGGUGACGAAGGACGGCGAGGUGGCGGGGACUGCGCGGUAG
Molecule: messenger RNA, 420 nt
Organism: Postia placenta MAD-698-R-SB12
Lineage: Eukaryota; Fungi; Basidiomycota; Agaricomycetes; Polyporales; Adustoporiaceae
Exons: 1
Coding region: 1-420 (139 amino acids)
Source: RefSeq, a predicted model, not a curated record